This is a messenger RNA of Etheostoma spectabile (orangethroat darter), 3859 nucleotides long. RefSeq names its product von Willebrand factor A domain containing 2 (gene vwa2). The record is from RefSeq and is a predicted model, not a curated record. Lineage: Eukaryota; Metazoa; Chordata; Actinopteri; Perciformes; Percidae. The transcript has 14 exons. Gene Ontology annotation, molecular function: calcium ion binding. Bases 196 to 2577 code for a protein of 793 amino acids.
GAUGAGAGGAGGACGUUAGACCGUGCUGGUGCAGGUAGAUCAGAGGUGGGCAUGGCGAGUAGGUGGGGUCGCUGCUCUCCUGUCGGGACCAGAAGGCUGCAGACCAGUGCGGAAACGAAGAGGUGAGGGGAGCCGGUUAGAACUGCUGCCUGGAACUAAGGAUUGUGAACCCUGACCAGCGCAUGAUCUCUCGACAUGCACCCUGAGAACCAUCUCUCCCUCCUCUUAAUGCUGCUGCUUCUUCAAGUCCAGCAGGGCACCUCAGUGCAGGAGAUCCAAACCAGCCAUGAAAAUAUCGUAAAGAUCAACUCAGCAGGAGAAAUGAUGCAGUGCUCAGCAGCCAUGGAUAUCCUCUUCCUCAUGGAUGGCUCCUACAGCGUGGGGAAGGGCAGCUUUGAGAGGUGCAAACACUACGCAAUCAAGCUCUGUCAAGCACUUGACAUCGGACCAGACAAGGUGCGAGUCGGCUUGAUUCAGUUUGGUUCCACUCCUCGGCUGGAGUUCGCCCUGGACACAUACACCACCAAACAAGAGCUCAAGAAGCACAUGAAGAAGAUUUCUCACAGGGGAGGCAGCACCCAGACAGGACUGGCUCUAAAGUAUGUGCUGAGGAAAGGUUUCCUAGGUGGCCGUAACUCCUCCACUGCGGCCCAGGUCGCCAUCCUCUUAACAGAUGGGAAGUCUCAGGGCAACGCAGUUCAGGCAGCUGCGCAGCUCAAAGAGAUGGGUGUGGUCUUGUUUGCCGUAGGCAUUCGCUACCCCAGGUGGGAAGAGCUACAUGCUUUGGCCAGUGAGCCGAUGGAGAGCCACGUUUUCUUCGCAGAGCAUUUCGACGAUGCUGUCAAUGGCCUGUACACCACACUGAGCACCUUCUCGGUUUGCAAUGCCACACCUGCAGGCUGUCAGGUGGAGUUGUUUCCCUGUGAGAGGAAAACGUUGGAGACAGUGAAAGAGCUGCAGGGGAAUUACAUGUGUUGGAAAGGCUCCAAGGGGUAUUCCCCAUACACGUCUCUCUGUCCAUACUACAGGUACAACAAGGUGUACACGAGAUACCAGACAGUCUGCCAUCGGACUAUUUGUCCAGAUCCCUGCGACUCUCAGCCCUGUUUGAAUGGUGGCACAUGUGUAUCAGAAGGUCCAGAGGGUUACCACUGCGUAUGCCCACCUGGCUAUGGAGGAGACCCCCACUGUGCUCCGGCAUUAUCACUGGACUGCGCCGUAGACCUGCUGUUCCUGGUGGAGGGCUCGGCCACGCUCUCCUUGGAAGGCUUCCUCCGCCUUAAGUCCUUCUUAAAGCGCUUCCUGCACACUGUGAUCGGGUCUGACAGCCCCAGUAAAGUCGGCCUGGCAGUGUUUGGUGGAGAGACCAGAGUCGAGGUCUCGGUGGAUAAGUUCAAAGGCAACCUGAGGGGUCUGGUUAAGACUGUGGAGGCACUUCAACCAAUCGGCGGCGAGACCCGGACAGGCCAGGCACUUCGCUACGUCACCCGUCACGGCUUCGUGAGCGCGCCAGUCUUUGCGGACGUUACAGACGACCUGCCCCGCGUGGUGGUGCUCCUCACUGCCACUCCUUCUGUGGACGAUGUGGUAGAGCCCUCUAAAUAUGCACGAGACAGAGAGAUCUUCCUGAUAGGGGUGGGACCAGACUUCUUAAGGGGACAGCUGAAUAAUAUUACAGGAAAUCCCCAGAGGACUAUCACCUACACACCACCUGAGUUCAGUGCCAAGAUCCCUGAGCUCAAGGCUAAGGUCUGCAGUGUAGAUACACAAGGUUGUCUUGGCCAAGCAGUAGACCUGGUGUUUGCCCUGGAUGCCUCAGGUGGUGUCAGCCCUAAUAACUUUGCCACCAUACGCAACUUUGUGCGCAGUCUCACCGUCCAGUUCGACAUCAACCGUGACGUAGCUCAAGUGGCACUUGUGGCCUACGGUCGGAGGGCCACCACCGUCUUCAACCUGGACACCCAUGAGAGCGGUUCUGCCAUCCUCAAGGCGGUUGACGACGCCAACUACUUGGGUGGAGUGGCGUCAGCGGGCGCGGCUUUACUUCACAUCCACUCCAACGUCCUGACGGUGGCCAAAGGUGCACGGCCCGGAGUCAACAAGGCUGUGGUGAUGGUGACAGACGGUUCAGGUGGGGAUGACGCUGUCGUUCCAGCUCAAAAGAUCAGAGAUAAUGGAGUUUCAGUGUUUGUGAUCGGUAUCGGAGACAUUCAGAAAGAGAGGCUGCUGCAGAUUGCUGGUUCAGAGGAGCACAUGAUCGCGGUGUCGUCUUAUGAAGAUCUCAAGUACUUUGAGGAUGUGCUGGUGCAGAUGCUGUGUUCAGAGGUUAAAAAGCCAGUUAACCUGUGCAAGCCCAACCCAUGUAUGAAUGAUGGGACCUGCAUCCUGUCCGGAGGGAGCUUCCGCUGUCAGUGCCAAGGCUAUGAAGGACCACACUGUGAAACAAGAAGCAGCAAGAAUCCAUCCAGAGGAGAUCUCCCGAGGCCUGCUGGUCUCAGGAAGAAGAGCAGACAGAAGAAGAGUCACCAGGAGCUCCUGCAUCACUACAAACUGCACCGUAGGACACAGGCAACCUGAUACACACAUAGAAAUGAGUCACCUAUGGACACCUAAGAACCAAGGAUGUUUGCGGGUAUGCAAUGGAAUAAAGGGAAAACUAAUGUUACUGUUUCAAUAUUUAAACUUUCACACAGACUUCAACAAGUCCCUUCAAACUGCGUGUACUUCUACUGCAGUGUCUAUCUGUGUCCUGGUUUGUCACUGUGCUCACUGUUGUGCAUUUUGCUCAUAGUUCUCUUGUCUAUUCAGAGAUGUAAACUUUUAUCUCAUAUUGGAGUGUAUAUCUGUGUCAUGAUUUUAUUAUUUUAGUUAUAUAAUCACCACAAUUGCCUUUUUCUCUUCCAAACAAGACAAAAAAAUCAAUUUUGUGCCAAAAAAGCUUUAUACCAAGUGCUCUAUUUUUUUUUCAACAUAUUUUACAAAAGGCCCCUCCUGAACUCACUCGGCUUAGUUUUUUAAAAGGUAAAAAGAUUGUUUGCUCUCACAGUAUUAUUGUAUAAAUAUAUGUACUGUAAUACGUAUGUAUUUCAUUAUCAGUUAUAUUAGUGCGGUAUAACAUUUAGAAAAUAAGGCUGGUUUUGUACUUUAACUUACCCUUUACUAACAUCUCUUUUGCGAAAAUAGAAACAAACUUAUAAUAUAUGAUUUGCAAUCCACUUUUUUAAAUUGUAGAAUUUUUCCACUUGUUCAACACCCAACAAGCCCUAAAAUUAUAUAUUUGAAGUGGCAAAUCACUUCCAUUAUUAACAAAAAGUACAAUUUUAAUAUUUUCCAGGUGAACAUCUUGUUAUCAAAUGACUCCCCUUCAUGAAUGCUUUGUUAUUUCAUCAGUGAGAAGUGACUGAGUUGACUCUAAUUAUUGUGUUCAAAUUCUAAUUCAUGCUUCCAGUGUCCAUUGCAAAUGUCUAUUGUUGUAGUAGUAGGAUUAAUUGUUACUAAAGUGAACAUUUGGUUCAGUUUCAUCAGAAGAGCUGGACUGACAGAUGUAACAUUAAAGCCAAAAGGAGACAUUUUCAUAAACACAGUGCAUGCCAAUAUUAUUGUCAGUACAUUUUUAUUUGAAUAAAAAGUGCAUUUUUAGCUAGCAAUACAAGCCAAAUGAGGCUGAAUAAAGGUGUAAAUAUAUUUACAUCUUGGCUACCAGCAUAUAUGAACCAAGCUACAUCUAGUAUACAAAAUGGCCAAUUUAGUACAGGGGUGUCUUUUGUUGUCUCAGUGGUUUUAAAUGUUUGGCUGUUUUGCAUCAUCAAGAAAAAUUGUCAGACUGGCCAAAAUGCUACGACAUCAAUGUCUUUCCUUU